CCACUAAACAUUUUUAGUAUACAGAAAGGAUGAAUACAUAUAAUUCCCAUUUUAGGGUUUUUUCCUCAACGCAUCGAUGUCCUUCAACCGGCUAGGAAAAGCUGCACACAAGAAAACUAAGUGUAGAAUAAAAUUUUGAAUAUACGAAAGCAACACGAUAAUUCAAUAUCUUGGAAAAUCUGUACAGCCUGAAACAGGUUUCAGCAGCAGCCAAAUCGUAUCGAGAAGUCAGUGAGGAGCAAUUUGGAAUAGGUUGCAACAGCUGAAGUGUGACCACGAUUUGGAAGUAGCAACUCAUCUGAAUUCGCAAGUAUUAAUUCAUGGCUCGGCCACCUCGUCCCUCUAAAGGUCGCGGCAACCAAAAUGGAAAGCCAAAAAAUUUCACCACGAAAGCUCGCAAAGAAAAGCGGCAGCAUGAAGUGCAGGAGAUCGAAUCCUUGGAAGCUCGAAUAGAAGCGGAGAAACCAGAGUGCGGAAGCAACCCGCUCGCCGCUGGCAGUGCGUUGGCAAAAUUAUUCAGCGAGCUGCCGGUGUCAGAAAGGACGAAAAGAGGGCUGGCAGAAGGUGGCUUCACUCGCAUGACCACCAUUCAAAGGGCGUCUCUCCCUCACGCCCUCUGCGGCCGUGACAUCCUCGGUGCUGCCAAGACCGGCUCCGGCAAAACUCUUGCUUUUCUAAUUCCGGUGAUUGAAAAACUUUACCGAUUAAGGUGGUCUUCUGUUGAUGGUGUUGGUGCUAUUAUUAUCUCACCCACAAGAGAGCUAGCACUUCAGAUCUUUGAGGUGCUACGGAAAGUGGGAAAGCACCAUACUAUAAGUGGAGGCCUUUUAAUAGGUGGGCGGAAAGAUGUUGACAUGGAAAAGGAAAGGGUGAAUGCCCUCAACAUCUUGGUCUGCACACCAGGGCGGUUGCUUCAGCACAUGGAUGAGACUCCCCUCUUUGACUGUUCACAGCUCCAGGUGUUAGUGCUUGAUGAGGCAGAUCGCAUUUUGGAUAUGGGAUUCUCAAAAUCAUUGAAUGCAAUCCUAUCACAACUUCCAAUAAAACGUCAAACUUUGCUGUUUUCUGCAACUCAGACACAAUCUGUGCAGGAUCUAGCAAGGCUUAGCUUAAAAGAUCCGGAGUAUAUAGCUGUCCAUGCUGAGUCUGCAGUAGCUACUCCAGCACGCCUACAACAAACUGCAAUUAUUGUUCCUCUCAAACAAAAACUUGAUAUGCUCUGGAGUUUUAUCAAGAGCCAUCUCAAUUCAAAGAUACUGGUAUUCCUUUCAAGUUGCAAGCAGGUGAAGUUUGUUUAUGAAUCUUUUAAGAAGUUACAUCCUGGUGUUCCAGUGAGAUGCCUUCAUGGGCGCAUGAAACAGACUCAAAGAUUAUUGGUACUCUACAAGUAUACAGAGGAACAACAUUCUGUUCUUUUUGCAACUGAUAUUGCUUCAAGAGGCUUGGACUUUCCAUCUAUUGAUUGGGUUGUUCAGGUGGAUUGCGCAGAAGAUGUACCAUCUUAUAUUCAUCGUGUUGGUCGUACAGCUCGUUUCACAGCUGGAGGUCGUUCUGUUGCAUUUCUAAUGCCUUCGGAAUUGAAAAUGCUGACCCAGCUCCAAGCAGCUAAAAUACCAAUUAAAGUGAUUAAGGCAAAUGAAAGCAAGCUGCGGUCUAUAUCAGGUCCACUAGCAGGGCUUCUAUCAAAAGAUCCAGAUCUGAAAUACAUGGCACAGCGGGCAUUUGUGACAUAUUUACGGUCAAUCCAUUUGCGUUCUGAUAAGGAACUUUUUGAUGUCUCUAAAUUACCAAUAGAAGAAUUCUCUGUCUCUUUAGGUCUCCCAACUGCUCCUGGAAUCCGUUUCUUAAAAAGAGGUGGAAACAAGCCAAAAAACAUGGGUAGUGAACUCGAAAAAGAGCUUGAAGAGAGAGAGGGGAUUUUUAGCGAGGAUGACAGUGCAGAUGAUGGAGAUGAAGAGCUCUUACAAAAGGUAGCAAAUGGAAACUCAAAAAUAAAAAAAUAUCAUUCAAAGUUAGAUGAAUGUGUUGAUGAUAAGGAUGCUGAUAUUGCAUCUCCGGUAUAUGAUAAAUUGAUAUCCAAAAAUGACGAUGAAGGGGAUAAUCUAUUUUUGACCCAAAAGAGAUCAGUUGAGGAUGGAGACACCGAGGCUAUGAGUCUGGCAACAAGGGUCUCGAAGAAAAAGAAACUUAAGAUCAAUGUCAAUAAGCCAGUUGGCCAGCGUGUUGUCUUUGAUGAGGAAGGAAAAGCAAUGGCCCCAUUGGCAGCAUUUGCAAACAGGAAAGCUGGUGGUGUUCAAGAAAACCAGACCACAGUUGAAGAGCGAUAUAAUAAACUCAAGGAAGAGAUGAAACAACAGGACAAGGAGGAUAAGCUUCUCUUGAAACAACGAUUGCGUGAAAAACGAACUAAAGAGAGACGUAAAACAAAAAGGGAUGCAGCAUCUGGUUCUGAGUCUGAAGAUGGUGUUGUAUAUGACACCAAGAAAUCAAAGAAGGUGUAUUUCCACAGUGACAGCUCAGAUGAUGAUAUGAGCAAUGAUAAUGAAACAAAGAAAAUGAUUAAUUAUGCUAAUUCAAAGACAGGCUCCUUGUCUAUAGCCGAGCAAGAAUCUUUAGCUCUUAAGCUUUUGGGGUCAAAGCAAUAAGGGGUUGUUCGUUACAGGUGAAAAGCCUUGUUGAAAGAGAUGUCUUUGUUUAAUUCAGUUGAGUUGAGUUUACCUCUUCUGGCAGUUAUUUGCUUUUGCUAGUGUUGUACUUCUUACAUCUAAUUCAACUUCUUUUCGGAGAGUUAUAGUAAAGCUUUCAUGUUUUCGCU
Messenger RNA from Cryptomeria japonica (Japanese cedar), 2815 nucleotides. RefSeq names its product DEAD-box ATP-dependent RNA helicase 32. The record is from RefSeq and is a predicted model, not a curated record. Gene Ontology annotation, biological process: rRNA processing. Gene Ontology annotation, molecular function: ATP binding; RNA helicase activity; nucleic acid binding. Bases 321 to 2645 code for a protein of 774 amino acids. NCBI's taxonomy places the organism in Eukaryota, Viridiplantae, Streptophyta, Pinopsida, Cupressales, Cupressaceae. Gene Ontology annotation, cellular component: nucleus. The transcript has 8 exons.